This is a messenger RNA of Acipenser ruthenus (sterlet), 1529 nucleotides long. Its product is annotated as zinc-regulated GTPase metalloprotein activator 1-like. Lineage: Eukaryota; Metazoa; Chordata; Actinopteri; Acipenseriformes; Acipenseridae. The record is from RefSeq and is a predicted model, not a curated record. The coding region runs from base 182 to 1282 and encodes 366 amino acids. Gene Ontology annotation, cellular component: cytoplasm. The transcript is spliced from 16 exons.
AUUUUAUCUUGAAAUGGAACCAUGGCAUUGCCCAUUCAGUGCUGGAGGAAAUUAUUUAACGAAACACAGGAAAAAGCGUACCGGCAAUGCACAAACAGGGAGCACAGAGCAGAGUGAGUGGAAACCAGUUAUGGGUAAACAGCAAGCAGGAAAUGAAUAUUGAUGUUCUUGUGAAGCAGUAAUGGAAAACGUUUUAUUGGAAGAAGAGGAUGACUGCCCUGAGCUGGUUCCUAUUGUGCAGGCCGAUCAAAUACCGGUGACUAUAAUUACAGGAUAUUUAGGAGCUGGAAAGACAACUCUUUUGAAUUACAUAUUGACAGAGCAGCACAACAAGAGGAUUGCAGUUAUUCUGAAUGAAUUUGGGGAAGGAAGUGCCCUGGAGAAAUCGUUAGCAGUAAGCCAAGCAGGAGAACUUUAUGAAGAGUGGCUGGAGCUCAGAAAUGGCUGUCUUUGCUGUUCCGUAAAGGACAAUGGACUGAAAGCAAUUGAGAACCUUAUGCAGAAGAAGGGUAAAUUUGACUAUAUCCUAUUGGAAACCACUGGGCUAGCAGAUCCAGGAGCUGUGGCCUCUAUGUUUUGGGUCGAUGCUGAACUAGGAAGUGAUAUUUACCUUGAUGGUAUUGUAACAGUUAUAGAUGCAAAAUACGGCAUGCAGCAUUUAACAGAAGCAAAACCGGACGGACUUAUCAAUGAAGCAGAAAGGCAGGUUGCACUGGCAGAUCUUGCUAUCAUCAAUAAAACAGACUUGGUGGAAGAAGAAGUGCUGAAUCAGCUGAAGGAAGUUGUCCGAUCUAUAAAUGGGCUUGUCAGAAUUCAAGAAACGCAGAAGUCAAGGGUUGACCUCUCCAAUGUAUUAGAUCUGCACGCAUUUGAUGGCAAAACUGGUGCAAGUUUGCAGGAAAAACUGCAUCAUGUGAAAACAACACGACCGCAUCUAGACAAGAGUAUCAUUACUGUUACAUUUGAAGUACCAGGGAGCAUUUCAGAAGAACGUUUAAAUGUGUUUAUUCAGAACCUUCUGUGGGAAAAGAAUGUUAAAGACAAGACUGGCAGCGCAAUGAAUGUGAUAAGACUUAAGGGGCUAGUAUCAAUAAAGGAUAAACCACAGCAGAUGAUCAUCCAGGGCGUUCAUGAGCUAUAUGAUCUUGAGGAGACUCGAGUGGCGUGGGAUGCUGGAGAACAAAGAACAAAUAGACUGGUAUUUAUAGGCAAACAUCUGGAUAAAGAUGUCCUAGAGCAACUGUUUAUUACAACUGUGCUAAACCAAGAAGAGAGUGGUUAAAGAGAAAAUUCCCUGUUGAUUCUCAAUUUUUAAGUUUUUAUUUAUUUAAAAUUCCAAUAAAAAACAAACAUCUGUUUUCUUCUAUUAAAUGUUGCCUCUUAUGUAAUACAUUAAACAAAUUCAUUUGAAAUUAUGCAAGAGUUAAAUCAGUAAAGAAUAAGUCAUUAAAGUGUCUCUCUUACCUGUUCAUUAUAGGUUGUCAAAUGAACUACAGGUUACAGGAAUAAAUAAUACGUCAUCCCUGUAA